Molecule: messenger RNA, 462 nt
Organism: Pelobates cultripes (western spadefoot toad)
Lineage: Eukaryota; Metazoa; Chordata; Amphibia; Anura; Pelobatidae
Source: the annotation of a GenBank genome assembly
AUGUUUCACACCAAAGACAAACAGCAGAAUAGCUACCAGCUAAUACCCUCCAUGUUUCACACCAAGAACAGACAGCAGAACAGCUACCAGCUAAUACCCUCCAUGUUUCACACCAAGAACAGACAGCAGAACAGCUACCAGCUAAUACCCUCCAUGUUUCACACCAAGAACAGACAGCAGAACAGCUACCAGCUAAUACCCUCCAUGUUUCACACCAAGAACAGACAGCAGAACAGCUACCAGCUAAUACCCUCCAUGUUUCACACCAAGAACAGACAGCAGAACAGCUACCAGCUAAUACCCUCCAUGUUUCACACCAAGAACAGACAGCAGAAUAGCUACCAGCUAAUACACUCUGUGUUCCACACCAACAGCUACCAGCUAAUAUCCUCCACAUUUCACACCAAGAACAGACAGCAGAACAGCCAUUAUCUAAUCCUCACUGUUGAGUACAGACACUAA